AUGUCGAACGCUGGCGCCCCGACCUUCAAAACGGAGCCAACUCCAGCAAUCAAAUCGGAGCCUGAUACCAAAGAUAUCGACUCUCCGAUGCUAUCUGACGAUGACAUAUAUGAAGAUGCUGGUGAUUUGGAUUUUGCAAGUGCUGCGCAAGAUGUGUGGUUAACGCGAAUUCCAAAAUCUCUAUGGGAACAGUGGUCAAAGUUAGAUGACGAUGAAGAAAUACAGAUUGGGACUGUGAGGGUAGAAGGCCCGGCCACUGAUAUUAAAAGGAUCAGCCUCAGAUUACACGACGUUCCUCAGAAUGAGGGUGUGCCGAAAGAUUACAAUUUAAAGCGCCAAAAUAUCAACGCAGACCGGACAGCUUACACCGUACAAAAUACAUUUAUAUUUACGGAGAAAGAUCUUCCAGGGUACAAGGAUAGGACUCAUUUACUGUUCAACGAAAACCAGCCGCACGGUCGAUCAUACGUAUACGAGCAGAUGAAACGAGACUCGCGAAGGAAAGAAAAUAAAAAGAAAUGGGAACCAUAUGCGAGGAAGACAAUACCUAAACAAACAGCAAUCGCCGCGCGUGUCCACGAUGAAUUCAACUGUCUUCCUGUUGAGAAUGAAGAGUACCAGAAGAUAGCCGAGAAAAGAGCUUUGGAAGCACUCAAGCCUAAAAGAGAAACCAAAUUUAUUGAAAGAGUCACGGGUAAAAUGCUACAGCCGAAAACUGCUCAAGCCGCGGACAAAUCCAAUUUUAUUCAAGUUACGAAACCUGCGAAGGUACGAUCGCUGGACAACAAGACGGCUCGUAUGCCGCAAAACGAACUCCUGGACCUUAUAUACGCUUGCUUCCGGCGAUACAGAUACUGGCCGUUUAAGGCUCUCAGAGCUGAACUCCGACAGCCGGAAGUUUACCUCAAGCAAACGUUGGAGAUGGUUGCUCACUUGGUGAAAAGCGGUGAUUUCGCCAUGACGUGGGAGUUGAAGCCUGAGGCUCGAGAGGCAAAUUACGCCAAUGCCAUGGCUUAUAAUGGUGCUAAGCAAGAGCUAGCCCCGACCACACUGGAUGAAGGGUCCGAAGGAGAACCCACGGCGUCAGGUCUAGGUACGGAUAAUGACGACGAUGAAACGAAUAUUAAAUUUGAAUCAGUGGUUUGA
Molecule: messenger RNA, 1146 nt
Organism: Ophidiomyces ophidiicola
Lineage: Eukaryota; Fungi; Ascomycota; Eurotiomycetes; Onygenales; Onygenaceae
Exons: 4
Coding region: 1-1146 (381 amino acids)
Biological process (GO): transcription by RNA polymerase II; transcription initiation at RNA polymerase II promoter
Cellular component (GO): transcription factor TFIIF complex
Source: RefSeq, a predicted model, not a curated record